This is a messenger RNA of Egretta garzetta (little egret), 1338 nucleotides long. RefSeq names its product PML-RARA regulated adaptor molecule 1 (gene PRAM1). The record is from RefSeq and is a predicted model, not a curated record. Gene Ontology annotation, biological process: integrin-mediated signaling pathway; T cell receptor signaling pathway; protein localization to plasma membrane. Gene Ontology annotation, cellular component: plasma membrane. Gene Ontology annotation, molecular function: protein binding. Lineage: Eukaryota; Metazoa; Chordata; Aves; Pelecaniformes; Ardeidae. The coding region runs from base 634 to 1338 and encodes 234 amino acids. The transcript is spliced from 9 exons.
ACCUCAAACCUGGCUCGCUUCUUCCAAAAGUCAGCCAGAAUCCCAGCAGCCUGUCCCUGGAGGCUUCAGAAAAAGACACAUCUGGAGGGGAAAGAGGCCGUGGUGAGGCACCUGCAGGCAAAGCUCAAAGGGAACAGGACAGACCGUCCCGAAGCGGGUGCCUGGCCCAAGAGUCGCCCUGCAGCAUCCCCUGCAACGGAGCCAGGAGAGACCCCCGCGCCAGGCUCCAAGGGUGAGCCACCUCCCAAGCCCCUCCAGACCAGGAGGGUGGACUUCAGCAGGGCUUCUCCGUCUCGUAGUAAAGGUCAGAGUGUGGUACAGCGUUUGCCUCCUCAUCCUGGCUGUGAGACCCCGGGAUGGAAGGUGCAACUGAAGAAGGGGAUUGCUCAAGAUGCCAGCUUCCCCCCAGCCCCUGCAAAGCCAGGAGUGGGAGAUGCAUUGAACAAGGAGGUGGGAGACACCUCCGAUCUUCCCCUGAGAAACCCAGCCCAGCAGACAUGGCCACUUGCCAAAGACAAGGGUGCUCCAGUGGUUCCUGCCAAAGGCCAAGCCUCCCUGGACACCGUGGGAAGCCCCCGUGGGACAGGGCACCCAGCUCUGCCUCGGAGGAAGCCUUUGCCACACAUCAAGGCAAUGGGACCAAGGCCAGCCAAGCCCAGGCGCCCUCCUGUUGUGGAUCUGGAGAAGUUUGGUGCGGCUGCACAUCCUGGGAUGCCCGGCCGUCCUGCCACGGAGCCACCAAGGAGCACACAGCCGGGUUACCUGAAACCAGGCCACGUUGCGUCAGCCCCAGCACGGUUCCCACCGCAGGAUGCUCCGAGUGCAGCAGGGGAUGAAGAUGAGGUGUACGAUGACGUAGAGCCCGUUGGGCUGCUCCAGAGAGGCCAAGGCUUUCCGCUGCCCCCCGUGUCCCGGCCGCCAGCGUACCCCAGCCCCAGAGGAGGUGGAGACGCCGGUCGAGCCUCUAACAAGGUUGCCUUGCUGAAAGCUGUACAGAGAGAAGCCCAGAUCUCGCGGAAGAUGAAGCCAAUGACACUUAAGGAAUGCAAGAAGGAAGAGAAGAUAGACAGGGAGUUUCAGAAGAAAUUCAAGUUCGAAGGAAGCAUCAGUGUCCUGACUCAGAUGAUGGUCGACCCCGCAGUGACGGAGAAGAGGGGCGGAGGGAAGAACCUGCCGCUGAGACGAGGAGAAAUUCUUGAUGUCAUUCAGUUUACAAAUCAGGAGCAAAUCCUCUGCCGAAACAGCCAGAGGAGGUAUGGGUACGUGCCCCGGGCUGUGAUGCUGCACCUGGACACUGACAUCUAUGACGACGUCCUCCCCCCCCCUCCCUUUCUGUGA